This is a messenger RNA of Ornithodoros turicata, 926 nucleotides long. RefSeq names its product forkhead box protein L2-like. Gene Ontology annotation, biological process: cell differentiation; regulation of transcription by RNA polymerase II; anatomical structure morphogenesis. Lineage: Eukaryota; Metazoa; Arthropoda; Arachnida; Ixodida; Argasidae. Bases 116 to 832 code for a protein of 238 amino acids. Gene Ontology annotation, molecular function: DNA-binding transcription factor activity, RNA polymerase II-specific; RNA polymerase II cis-regulatory region sequence-specific DNA binding. The transcript is spliced from 3 exons. The record is from RefSeq and is a predicted model, not a curated record.
UCCGUAACCUCCUCUGACACCCCAUUGGUGGAAAGCUGUCGGAGACAGCGCAGAGACAGGUGUCACUGGAUCUUUACAUCAGCAAGCGGGAAACAACACGCGCUGGCACAGGACCAUGCCCAGGAUGGAAGACAGACCGCAAGAACUACAAGGCCAGAGCCAACAACUCAUCACUUCUUCAGUGAGCCAAGAAGUAACGGCACCAGUGAAGCCUCCGUACUCCUACGUAGCCCUCAUCGACAUGGCCAUCAAGGAAUCACCAAACCGACGCGCCUCCUUGAGCGACAUCUACAAGUACAUCAUGCGCCGAUUUCCAUACUACAAGAAGGAGAAUAAAGGGUGGCAGAAUUCGAUUCGGCACAACCUAAGCUUGAACGAGUGUUUCGUGAAGAUCCCCCGCGAUGACGUCACCGAAGGGAAGGGACACUUCUGGACACUGCAUCCGAGUUACGAAGACAUGUUCUCCGGCGGGAACUACCGGCGCAGACGGCGAAUGAAGAGGACGUACAGAAGGCCCGUCCAACAGUGCGACAGGUUGGGGAACUUAUUGAUGCCCGAAGCGAUUUAUGGGUGCGAUCCAGUUGGGGAUCCCGCAGCAGCGACAUCUACGUGGGGCUUUGCUCCGCAUGGAUAUCCGGGCAUUGGCUACCAACAAAUGUUCCUUCCCUCUUCACCCAUGGGAAACGCAGACACAGCGACAUCAAUGCCCACAAGCUUCGUGGGGCAGCACUACCCAAUGACGGCUGGUUCCACUUCAUUAGGAACCUCGAAUGUGGCGCCACAGUACACCAAGUCAUCCACGCUGCAGCCUCCGUUGUAUCGGCCGUAUUAGCAUUGUGCUGACAGAUAUACUUCUUGUAGUAUAGACAACCAUUAAAAUGAUGGACUCAAUGGUGAGAUCGUUAAAUAAAAGUGCCAUGCCAUUA